Manis pentadactyla (Chinese pangolin) is the source of this 3670-nucleotide messenger RNA. It is a transcript of the gene DNAI7, whose product is annotated as dynein axonemal intermediate chain 7. The record is from RefSeq and is a predicted model, not a curated record. Lineage: Eukaryota; Metazoa; Chordata; Mammalia; Pholidota; Manidae. Bases 1381 to 3558 code for a protein of 725 amino acids. Gene Ontology annotation, molecular function: microtubule binding; beta-tubulin binding. Gene Ontology annotation, cellular component: axoneme. The transcript has 14 exons.
UUCUCAGAGGUAAAGGAAAAAUAGUGGAGGUGGAGAUAUGUAAAUUAGUGAAUUUGGUGAUGAAAUUUAACCUGGGUAAAGAACAAGUGAGGCAUGAGGGGUUGAUGAACAAUGCAAAGUGGCAGGGCCAAUGGACUGGAGAUUCCAGUGGUGCUUCCUGAAGCAGGUGAGCCAUAAAGAAGAUGGUCAUCCAGGAGUUUGUUUAUUACAAGGGUUGCUCAUGUUGAGUCCUAUACGUAAAUGGUACGCUUCUAUAUGCACAGGGAGAAUGGAGGGCAGGUGGUUAUCACCCAGUCAGUUCUCAGAUCUGUAUUCUGAAACCCUGAUCUCCUUGCUAGACCACAGUUCUCAAAUUCCAACGCCUGCAAACGUUGCCUGGAUGCACCACUAACACGUCAUGCUAAUCAUAUUUAAACUCCUUCAAACAGUUUCUCUUUCAAAUACACUUGUUCUGGACCACCGUUCUUUUGACUCUUUUCUGACUCCUUCCUCUCUUCUUGCUUCCAGGUGCAAUCUAAUCAAAUAAGUCAUCUUAUAAAACAUUUAUUGGAUCCAUGCUUCUUUCUGCAUUUCCAUUGUCAUAACUUUAUUAACUUGUGUUAAUAGUCACCAAAAUAGUAUCCUCUUUAUAGUCAUUUUUUCCCCUAAUACCAUGUUAGUUUUCAAAAUUACGUUUUUAGUAGCCACAGCCCUUCUCAAAAAAUUUAAGGGGAUUUCCAGUUCUUUUAGAAUCAUGUCCAAACUCUAUAGCAUAGGCUCCAGCCUACUUUCCAUUCUCAUUUCCAUUUCACCUCUUCUUGGAGCCUUCUCAGGCUACACUGAACGUGUGGGCCUUUCCACCCUGUAUCUUAUGCCUGCAUUUCCCUUCUCUUGGGAUUUCUUCCCCUCAUAUCUGAAUGUUAAAAUUUGGGGGGCACAAACUUAAAUAGUAUCUGCUCUAUAAAAAUUUUACUGGAUCCCAACUCUUGAAAAUGAUCUCUUUCCUCUAAAUUUGCAGUAUAACUUUAUAUGUCUAUUAGUAAUAAAAAUAUUUUGUAACAGCUGGCAGUAUAUGAAAACUGUUUUUACAUUUGUUUUAACCCUUACAGCAGUGAAAGGAGGUUUUAUUUAGCACCAUUUUGAAAAUGUGGAAACUGGGAAAGAGAGAUUUAUUUAAACUGUAUAUACUUGUUACAGUCACUGUUACCACUGAAUCAUUUAUAUGCUUGUUUUUCUUGUUUCCAUACUUAUUCCUCAGUGCAUUGAGUUAAGUCUUUGAGCAUAAUAAGCAGUCUUACUUGAAUGAGUGAAAGACUGGCCAAGUCUUUCUUGGCCACAGUAGUUAUGAAAAGUCUUUUCAUGACUAUUUGUGUUAUAUAUGUUUUUAAAUAAUUUAGAUGCAUGUUAAUAGCCUUGUUUUAUGUCGUGACCUUUGUUAAGUCUGGUGGUAAGAAAAAGAUCACCAAAGCUGAACGAUUGAAGCGGCUACAAGAGGAAGAGGAGAGACGACAAAAAGAGGAAGAGGAAGCCCGUCUAAAACAUGAAAAAGAAGAAAUGGAAAGACUUGAAAUACAACGAAUUGAGAAUGAAAAAUGGCAGCAACUUGAAGCAAAACAUCUAGAAAGGAGAAAUGAAGAACUUGAAGAACUUUAUUCCUUAGAGGGGUGUUUUCUUGAAGCAGAAAAACUGAAACGAGAAACUAGAUUGCUUUCUCAGUGGGAACACUAUGUUCAAUGUGAUGGGAGCCCUGAUCCUUCAGUAUCCCAAGAAAUUAAUACUUUUAUUAGUUUGUGGAAAGAGGAAACAAAUGAGACUUUUGAGAAAGUGAUUGUGAAGAGUAAACUAGUGCUAAGAUUAAUUGAUAAAUUGAAAUUAACUUUACUGGAAACUACACUAUAUGACUUACAAAGUAAAAAUAUACAGUACCAAGGAUCAAUUCUAGAACUGCAGGAGCUCCUUCAUCUUAAGUUUAACAAAGCCACAGAAAUACUUCUCAGACAAGCUAGUUCUUUAGCAGAUCUGGACAGUGGAAAUAUGGAGAAAAUCAUUCAAGAUGAGACCGUUACUCUACACGUGUGGGCAAACCUCAAGAAGAAUCCAAGGUACAGAAGUGUGAGAUUCUCUGAAACACAAACUGGAUUUGAAAUUCCAAGGAUAUUAGCAACAAGUGACAUUGCUCUACGACUCCUGCAUACUCAUUAUGAUCAUGUCACACCACUAAACCCUGUUCCAACAUCAUUGCAAGAACAUACUUCCACAGUAUCUCCACACGUCAAAGAGGAAAUUAAGAAUGUGGCUGCGGUAAUCAGUAAAGAGUCCCAAGAAGAGAGUAAACAAGAAAAUGAGUCUAACUCCGUUCAUGAGGAAGACAUAAAUGUGGAAGAACAAGGUGAUAUGGAAGUACAAAUGAGUUCUGUCCAAGGAGAAUGUGAAACCACAGAAUGUGACCUGGAGAUGAAAUUAUUAAGUGAAAUGGUUUCAGCAGCACAGUUGUUGCUGAUAGAGAAUGUUCCUGAAAAGCCAUAUUACUUUGAAGACAAUGAGGUUGAUUUAUACCAAUUCUCAACCCUGGGCGGAGUGUACCACUUGGAUAUUUUGGUGCUUCCUCCACAGUGUAAACCAAUGAAGGGCUGGAUGAUUGUGGAAAUACUCAAGGAAGGAUUACAGAAAUAUACCUAUCCUCCAGAAACUACCGAAGAGUAUGACACAGAGAAUGCCUUCCCACCCAUAGAGGUCACUCUUGAGGUUCAGAAGAAUGUAAUCUUUUUCGAGGAUCCUAAGGUUGCAAGGUGGGAUGCUGAAGGUAAACAUUGGAAAACUGAUGGCAUCAGCAGUGUAUCUUACAAAUCCGAAGAAAGGCUUAUAACAUUCAGCCUGGAGACUUUUGGCCCUGUUACCCUGCUUCAAGAGACUCAUAUUAACAUGCCAUUCCAGUCGUGGGAACUAACACCACUUGAUGGAAGCAAAGUACUGCUGAUAGUGACUACAGUGUUUACUGAGCUGCAAAUACAAAUUAAGGAAAACCUUUGCAUGUUAGCUUCAAUCAAACUAAAUGACAAAAAGCAUUCCUCUAUUUUAGAAGGGAAAUGGAUGACUCCCAUUUCUUUCAUUAUUGCUUUGAAAGAAGCUGGACUGAAUAUCUUCCCUACUGGACACUCUCAUUUUUAUGUUGUCAUAAACCACAAGGUUCCUCUGGUAGAAAUGAAAGCUUAUCGACAAAUGGCGCUGUUAAGCCCUGCUUUUGCAUUUAGUUGGAGCAGAUGGAAUACGCUGUGUGAUUCCGAACAUGUUAUAAUCAAGGUGAGGGAACACCUUACUAAGGAAGAACCUAUUCAGAACCCUGAUUGGGAUCUUUUAAUGUUCAGUGGUGAGAGAGCACGAAGGCUCAGGAUUGACGAGUACAGUGAGGCGUUCUCUGAAGCCCUUAAAGAGGAUUCCGAGUUUCAUUCUACAUUAUAUCACAUGGUUAAGGAUUUUGCUUCUGAAGAAGCAAUGGAGAAAAUAAGGAAUUCCAACUGCCAGUUGACUGACUCUGUAUGCCACAUGCUAUUCUCCACUAGAUUGCUCAGCUAUUCUUAAACUUUAUUCAGCAUGAAAAACCAAGCAACUUGGAGAAAAAUGAGGUAAUUCUUCAACAAAAUGUAAUGAUUGAAUAUACUUCAAAUAGGCUAUUAAAAUGAUCUAAUCAGCA